Molecule: messenger RNA, 2788 nt
Organism: Spirodela intermedia
Lineage: Eukaryota; Viridiplantae; Streptophyta; Magnoliopsida; Alismatales; Araceae
Source: the annotation of a GenBank genome assembly
AUGGGCGGCGCCGCUACCAAUCCCAGUGCGCCGUCGCUGAAUCCAAACUGGGUAGUACUGAAGCAGAGGUUGAAAGUGGGGCGCUCAGGUUCCUCCCACCCCGAUCCCGACGAAGCUGGAAAGCCACCGUCGGUGUUAGGUACUCACCGGGGGUUCUCAUUUUUGUUUUUAUCUUGUUCAGUUCCAUCAUCGUCGCCUCGCAUUUCCCCCUCUUCGAUGAUGAGAUAUCCAUGUGCUCUCUGGCGCAGGGAAACGCAAGGAGAGGUCUGAAGCUGAGUCGGAGGCCGCUCCGGCUGUUUCGGCUACUUUGUCCCCAUCAGAGGUUCUGAAGCCCACGUCUACGGAUUGCAGGUAGAUUGUACGUUUAUUUUCCUUAGUUAUUCUCAGGUUCGCGGCCCUUCGAAUUGCUAGUUUCACAUCAUUCGUCUCAGUCUGACAGAUGCACUAGCAAUGGAUUGUGAGAUGGUGGGGGUGGGCUCUCAGGGAACCAAGAGUGCUAUUGGAAGGAUUGCACUGGUGAGUCUAGUAUACUAAACUUUUUCCCCUAGUCUAGUACUAAACCUCUCUGCUGCUUUUAGUCAACUUCUGUUCCAUUUAUUUUCUUCGUUUACACCGCUGAAGGCCAGGAAGGAUGCGUUAGAGUAAUUCAAUUAGCGAGGUGAUUAGUUUUAAUGGACAUCUUUCGCAGGAUUUUUACAUGAACGGAACUAGAACAAUUGCCUUAAUAUUGCUUUCAAAUAAAAUUCUUCAGAGUCAGAAAAAGGGUGCAUAGGUCGUGUGUCAUCUCGCUCCUUCAGUAUUCAAGGGUAUCAUAUGGACAUGGAAAUGGAGGUUUAGUGCUAAACUAGGGUGAUACUCAGCUUGCAACUAUCCAUAAGCAAAGCCAACGAUGUACUUUGCUAACUAUACUUCUCUUUUCUUCUAGCCCGAAUCUAGCCUUCGGAAUGUCAUAAAUUUGGAGGUCGUUAGUAAAGAGUGGAGGAAAGCAUCUACACUAGAUCAUGUUUUUUAUAAUAAAAGUUUUAUGUGGAUAUCACCUGGAUUUUUGGUUGCAUUGUGACGAGAAUGGGUUUCUUCUUCCAUCAGGUCUCUCCAUCAGAUGUCAAAAGUGAGCAUAACCUGAAGAAAUUUUCUAGUAUUUUCUUAGCAAGCAAUCAUUCGCCUCAUUUCUUCAAUCGUAUUUCUUUCAAAUCAGGGCAUGUUACGUGCAUUAUGGAACUGCUCGAGGAUACGGAGUUUUCAUCCUUCGUCACUUCCCCUGCAUAUCAACUUUUUAAAUGUUAACUAAUAGAAGUUUUUAGUCCCAGAAUAUCCUCAUUCUUAGCCAUAAAUCAAUUAGAGCAUAUUUUUCUUUUAUUUUUUCUUCACAACCCUGUUGGUUCUUGAUGCUGAUUCCGGAAAUUAUGGUCACCUUUGUUAUAUUUCGUAUUUUCUUCCAACCUUUAUUUACGCAGGUAAAUGCAUGGGGAAAUGUGGUGUAUGACGAAUAUGUCCGUCCUCUAGAGCGUGUCGUUGAUUUCCGGACAAGAAUCAGUGGCAUACGAGCCGUGCACUUACGGAAAGGUCAGUUUAUAUUCUGUGAAGAAAAUUAAAAUUCUGCAACCCAUGCAUUGUGCAGUUGUCUUCUACCUGGGUUUACUUUGCAUUUGGCAUAAUCGUGAGAUCUUAAUUCUCGUGAACUACACAAUAUGUAAUUUUUCAGGCCGCCCAUAGAUCUAAGGUUUCCUAGGUGGCAUCGUCCAUGUUGUGUGGGAUUCUGUAGUUACAGAAAAAUUUAGGGUCUCUCAGCUAGUCAAGUCUUUCUGCUCAAAAUAAUUAAAUCAUUUAGGAUUUUGCGUCACAGAUAAGGUGGAUUAUUUGCUUGACAUUUGUGCAUUGACUGCAGCGAAGGACUUCAAAUCGGUUCAAAAUGAUGUCUCAGUGUUCCUCAAAGGGAGGACACUCGUUGGUCAUGCUUUACAUAAUGAUCUCAAGGUGUGCUGUGCUAUUGGCAGGUUCUACAUGUAUAUUAGCUUUUCGUGAUAUUACAGAUAUGGAAGUGAUUUUAUCUAGAUUUUCACCAGGCGUUGCUACUGAGCCAUCCCGGAAGCGAUGUAAGGGAUACUGCUGAAUACCAACCCUUUCUUAGGUUUGUAAUCCUUCAUUUUCUUUAACCUUGAAUCAAGCUGUUGGGUACUCAGUGAUCUGGUGUUGUUCAUAAACCUGAUGUCCAUCUGUGAUGGGUUUUCUCCUAUUAUAUAGAACAGAGAAAUUUCUUCUUACUCUCUCCAUAAUCGUCUCUUCCAGUAAUUUAUGAUCUGGCUGGGGAAAUAACUAUCAUGCACUGUAUAUGUUUAAUAGUGGAGAAGGUCGCAGAAGAGCUCUGAGGGAUCUUGCAGCUCAGAUUCUUGGCAUCACUAUUCAACAAGGGGAGCAUUGCCCAGUAAGUUAGUCUUAUGUUUGAGGAAACCCAUCUGCUUCUCUGUAACUUAUGUGGAAGGCCUGGUCAUUGGCUGAGAAAAUUCACAAGUUCAUCGAUCCCCGUUCUGUUUCCAACAUUCGGAAAGUGCACUGUUAGCUUACUCCAUGUUGCUCUGCGAUUAGAAAAAUUGGGGUUAAUGCCCGACAUUAUAUGCCUGGCCCAACUUGUUUGCAGGUUGAGGAUGCAAAGGCGGCCAUGUUGAUCUACCAAAAGCAUAAGAAGACAUGGGAGAAGCACAUGAAAAGGCAGUUGAAGCUUAAAAAGAAGAUAAAGGAUGGCCGUAGGAGAAACAGAAAGAAGAAAGAGUCAAUAAACCCUGAUCCUUAA